AUGCGUUACAAUCUCUUCACUCCCGUCCUGUUGGCGGCCACAGCACUUGCUGUCCCCGUCCCCAGUCAGAGCGAUGUAAUCGGUGAUGCUGGAAUUGCCGUUAACGUUGGCGGCGAUAAAACCGUUGGUGUUCUUGAUCACAAGCGUGAUGUUAUCGGCGAUCUUGGUGCUGCUGUCAACGUCGGCGGUGACAAGACCGUUGGUGUUCUCGAUCACAAGCGUGAUGUUAUCGGCGAUCUUGGUGCUGCUGUCAACGUCGGUGGUGAUAAGACCGUUGGUGUUCUCGAUCACAAGCGUGAUGUUAUCGGCGAUCUUGGUGCUGCUGUCAACGUCGGUGGUGAUAAGACCGUUGGUGUCCUCGAUCACAAGCGUGAUGUUAUCGGCGAUCUUGGUGCUGCUGUCAACGUCGGUGGUGAUAAGACCGUUGGUGUCCUCGAUCAGAAGCGUGAUGUUGGUCACGGCGGUGAUGAUGACUCCGGAUCUGAUGUUAUCGGCAAGCUUGGUGCUGCUGUCAAUGUCGGCGGCGCCGAUACCGUCGGAGUUGCUAAAUGA
Molecule: messenger RNA, 552 nt
Organism: Penicillium crustosum
Lineage: Eukaryota; Fungi; Ascomycota; Eurotiomycetes; Eurotiales; Aspergillaceae
Exons: 1
Coding region: 1-552 (183 amino acids)
Source: RefSeq, a predicted model, not a curated record